CGCGUCCACAUCCUGGAGAAGCACCUCGACCGCGAGCUCGACGUGCUGGAGAAGGCGAAGCAGGCCGAGCUCGACCAGCAGGACAAGCUCCACAAGGACUUGGUCACGCGCUUGCACCAGGCCGCCAUUCAACCUGCCCCCCCUCGUCCUGUCGCGCGCUCUGGCAUCAGCAUCCGCGACGUGCUGGCAGGAGAGCCCGACGCCAUCACCAUUUCCGACGUUGACGGGCUCUUUGCACUGGACGACCCCGAUCACGAAGUGCCAGGUACUGACCGAGAGGAGCUCGCCAAGCGUCGAGCGGCCUUGCAAGAAGGUUUGACAUCCCUCACCAAGGGUCUCUCCGCUAGCACGGUGGGCUCCAUCGACGAGAUCGAGGCCGAGCACGCCACCCGCGUCAAACGCCUCGCCAAGAAGCGCGGGGUCGGCGACGCGCCAGACACUGCUGCCAUGCCC
Prorocentrum cordatum is the source of this 453-nucleotide messenger RNA. The record is from the annotation of a GenBank genome assembly. Lineage: Eukaryota; Dinophyceae; Prorocentrales; Prorocentraceae.